This is a messenger RNA of Mirounga angustirostris (Northern elephant seal), 9229 nucleotides long. RefSeq names its product multiple EGF like domains 10 (gene MEGF10). NCBI's taxonomy places the organism in Eukaryota, Metazoa, Chordata, Mammalia, Carnivora, Phocidae. The transcript is spliced from 33 exons. The coding region runs from base 1390 to 5007 and encodes 1205 amino acids. Gene Ontology annotation, biological process: apoptotic cell clearance. Gene Ontology annotation, molecular function: scavenger receptor activity; Notch binding. The record is from RefSeq and is a predicted model, not a curated record.
CCGAGGGCUGGCGCGGAGACGCGCCGGCGGCGGGGAAGUUGGCUGCAGUGGGGAAGCGGGGCUGCGGACUGGCGCUGUGGGGACGGCUGCGCGGGGAUCUGGGUGCCUCGGGAGGGAAGUGGCGGCCCCGGGAGGCCCUGGCUGAGAGAGGUUUGGGGCCACCGAGACCCCUAGGGGUCGCGGAGUGUCGGCGAGCUGUGGAGCGAGAAGCCUGGCCGCCCGCGGACCGACUCCGGGUCGGCAACGCCCACACCUGGCGUCCGCGGGAGGCGCCGAACUUGGCGGCCCCGAAGGAGCCCCAGCGGUCGGAGGAAACCGAGACCCAAAGAGGAGAAAAAAUCCACAAUACAUACUUCUGGGGAUUUUCCAUAUUGAUGGAAGAAAAUGUUCAGGAUACCAAAGUGAAUCCCAUUGAAGCCACGUGGGAGAGAUGAGAAGAGGCUAAAUACAGCCAUAUAAAAAACAACCAUCAAACUAGAAAGCACCUUCAGGCUUAACAUCAACAAGAAAGAGAGCAUGAGCAGGGGGAGUGGCAGAGGAAGAAGGAGAAGCAGACUCCCUGCUAAGGAGGGAGCCAGAGGUGGGGCUUGAUGCCAGGACCCUGGGAUGAUGACCUGAGCUGAAAGCUGACACUUAACCUACUGAGCCACCCAGGCGCCCCGUUUUUAUUUCUUAAUACUAUUGGAGAGUACUUGUUUUUUUACUUAAACCAGACCUUUCAUCACGAUUGCCAAAUACACACCUGGUCUGGGGGUCAGUGAAGCAUUAGUGAGGAUCUAUGCAAGGUACAGAGGUUGGAGGAAACUCCAUGGCUGCUUUGCACCAAGGAGGCGAGCUAGCAGGAGAGAAUGGUUUAUAGAAUGAGCAGGUGUGCCACAGAAAGGGGAGAGAAUCUGAGACAGCAGACGCAUGAAUCUUAAGAGAGGAAGGCCACAAGUGAACCGUCUGCCUCAGCUUUGGGGCCCAGGCCAAACCCUUCUCGGGCCGCCACCACCAAUGGCUACCUCCACCUUCUCUGGCUACCUCCACCAAUGCUGAUCCCUCUGAGGCCACUCUUUGCUCAGAGCUCCUCACUGGGCUGGCAGAGACUUUUUCAGGAUAUGAAUUCAACCUGUGGAAAAGCUGAAAGAAUCAUCAUUAGUAACGGUACAGCUGACAUCAUACGGCUCCUGAUGUGACACAUAGAGAAGGACACAACAUUGUCUAUGUGCAGGUACUGCCAACAUGUUUCACCUGAAUCUAAUCUUGAGGAAACAAUCAGGCAAGCACACGUUUAAGGACACCCUGCACAGGAGCUGGCCUGCACUCUUCAAAGGCAUCGGAAUGACAGAAAGGCUGAGGAGCUCUUGAAGAUUGAUGGAGACUAAAGAGACAGGUCAAUGAAAUGCAAUGCGUGGACCUCGCCUGGGUUUUGGAUCAGGAGGAAAAGCAGCUGUAGAGGACAUUGUUGAGACAAACAGAAAGAAACAAUCCAGGGAAUAUAAAAGGAAUAUGAAAAGAUCAUUUGAGUAUUACCUUUGGGAACUUGUUGCUAUAUCUAUGAAGCUGAAGAGUUUUAACUGGAAAUGGAACAGGUUGUUCUUCCAAAAAAAAAUGGUUAUCUCUUUGAACUCAUGCCUGAGCUUUAUCUGUUUCUCGUUAUGCCUCUGGAGCAGGACAGCAUCAUCCCUGAAUCUUGAAGACCCUAAUGUGUGCAGCCACUGGGAAAGCUACUCAGUGACUGUGCAAGAGUCAUACCCACAUCCCUUCGAUCAAAUCUACUACACCAGCUGCACUGACAUUCUGAACUGGUUUAAAUGCACACGGCACAGAAUCAGUUAUCGGACAGCCUAUCGGCAUGGGGAGAAGACUAUGUAUAGACGCAAAUCCCAGUGUUGUCCUGGAUUUUAUGAAAGCAGGGAAAUGUGUGUCCCCCACUGUGCUGAUAAAUGUGUCCACGGUCGCUGCAUUGCUCCAAACACCUGUCAGUGUGAGCCUGGCUGGGGUGGGAUCAACUGCUCCAGUGCCUGUGAUGGUGAUCACUGGGGACCCCACUGCAGCAGCCGAUGCCAAUGCAAAAAUGGGGCUCUGUGCAACCCCAUCACGGGGGCUUGCCACUGCGCCGCAGGCUUCCGGGGCUGGCGUUGCGAGGACCGCUGUGAGCAGGGCACCUACGGUAAUGACUGUCACCAGAGAUGCCAGUGUCAGAAUGGAGCCACCUGCGACCACAUCACGGGGGGAUGCCGCUGUCCACCAGGCUACACUGGAGCCUUCUGUGAGGAUCUUUGUCCCCCUGGCAAGCAUGGUCCACAGUGCGAGCAGAGAUGUCCCUGUCAAAAUGGAGGAGUCUGUCAUCACGUCACUGGAGAAUGCUCUUGUCCUGCCGGCUGGCUGGGCACAGUGUGUGGUCAGCCUUGCCCCGAGGGUCGCUUCGGAAAGAACUGUUCACAAGAAUGUCAGUGCCAUAAUGGAGGGACGUGUGAUGCUGCCACAGGCCAAUGUCACUGCAGUCCCGGAUACACAGGGGAACGGUGCCAGGACGAGUGUCGUGUUGGCACAUACGGAGUUCGCUGUGCUGAGACCUGCCAGUGUGUCAACGGAGGGAAAUGCUAUCAUGUGAGCGGCUCAUGCCUCUGCGAAGCGGGUUUUGCUGGUGAGCACUGUGAGGCACGCCUGUGUCCAGAAGGGCUCUACGGCAUCAGAUGUGACAAGCGGUGUCCCUGCCACCUGGACAACACUCAUAGCUGUCACCCCAUGUCUGGAGAGUGUGCCUGCAAGCCGGGCUGGUCAGGACUCUACUGCAAUGAGACAUGUUCUCCUGGAUUCUUCGGGGAAGCUUGCCAACAGAUCUGCAGCUGCCAAAACGGGGCUGACUGUGACAGUGUGACCGGGGAGUGCACCUGUGCCCCAGGAUUCAAAGGAAUUGACUGCUCUAUCCCGUGCCCGCUGGGAACCUAUGGAAUAAACUGCUCCUCUCUCUGUGGCUGUAAGAACGACGCUGUCUGCUCACCUGUAGAUGGGUCUUGUACUUGCAAGCCAGGCUGGCACGGGGUGGACUGCUCCAUCAGCUGCCCCAGCGGCACUUGGGGCUUUAGCUGUAACCUGACCUGCCAGUGUCUCAACGGGGGAGCCUGCAACACCCAGGACGGGACCUGCACGUGCGCACCCGGGUGGCGCGGGGAGAAGUGUGAGCUCCCCUGCCAGGAUGGCACGUAUGGGCUGAACUGUGCGGAGCGCUGUGACUGUAGCCACGCUGAUGGCUGUCACCCCACGACAGGCCACUGCCGCUGCCUCCCGGGAUGGUCAGGCAUCCACUGUGACAGCGUGUGUGCUGAGGGGCGCUGGGGCCCCAACUGCUCUCUGCCCUGCUACUGUAAAAACGGGGCUUCGUGCUCCCCGGACGACGGCAUCUGUGAGUGUGCGCCAGGGUUCCGAGGCACCACUUGUCAGAGAAUCUGCUCCCCUGGUUUCUAUGGGCAUCGCUGCAGCCAGACGUGCCCACAAUGUGUGCAUAGCAGUGGGCCCUGCCACCACAUCACGGGCCUGUGUGACUGCCUACCUGGCUUCACAGGUGCCCUCUGCAAUGAAGUGUGUCCCAGUGGCAGAUUUGGGAAAAACUGCGCAGGAGUUUGUACCUGUACCAACAAUGGAACCUGUAACCCCAUUGACCGAUCUUGUCAGUGUUACCCGGGUUGGAUCGGCAGUGACUGCUCUCAACCUUGUCCACCUGCGCACUGGGGCCCGAACUGCAUCCACACAUGCAACUGCCACAACGGAGCUUUCUGCAGCGCCUACGACGGGGAAUGUAAAUGCACUCCCGGCUGGACGGGGCUCUACUGCACUCAGAGAUGUCCUCUGGGGUUUUAUGGAAAGGAUUGUGCAUUGAUAUGUCACUGUCAAAAUGGAGCCGACUGUGACCACAUCUCGGGACAGUGCACGUGCCGCACCGGCUUCAUGGGGAAGCACUGCGAACAGAAGUGCCCUGCAGGAACGUAUGGCUAUGGCUGUCGCCAGAUAUGUGACUGUCUGAACAACUCCACCUGUGACCACAUCACCGGCACCUGUUACUGCAGCCCAGGCUGGAAGGGGGCACGAUGCGAUCAAGCCAGUGUCAUCAUAGUUGGAAAUCUGAACAGCUUAAGCAGGACCAGUACGGCUCUCCCGGCUGAUUCCUACCAGAUCGGCGCGAUCGUGGGCAUCAUCAUUCUUGUCCUGGUGGUUCUCUUCCUGCUGGCCUUGUUCAUUAUUUAUAGACAAAAGCAGAAGGGAAAGGAAUCGAGCAUGCCAGCAGUAACCUACACCCCUGCUCUGAGGGUCAUGAAUGCAGACUAUGCCAUUUCAGAAACCCUUCCCCACAGCAACGGGGGAAGUGCGAACAGCCAUUACUUCACCAACCCCAGUUACCACACGCUUACCCAGUGCGCCACAUCCCCUCAUGUCAACAACAGGGACAGGAUGACCAUCGCCAAGUCGAAGAACAAUCAGCUGUUUGUGAAUCUGAAAAAUGUGAAUCCUGGGAAAAGAGGCCCAGUGGCAGACUGCACGGGAACACUGCCGGCGGACUGGAAACAUGGUGGCUACCUCAAUGAGCUUGGAGCUUUUGGACUUGACAGAAGUUAUAUGGGAAAAUCCUUGAAAGAUUUGGGCAAGAAUUCUGAAUAUAAUUCAAGUAACUGCUCCCUAAGCAGUUCUGAAAAUCCAUAUGCCACUAUUAAAGACCCACCUGUACUUAUCCCGAAAAACUCAGAGUGUGGCUAUGUGGAGAUGAAGUCGCCAGCACGGAGAGAUUCCCCCUAUGCAGAGAUCAAUAACUCAACUUCAGCCAACAAGAAUGUCUAUGAAGUUGAACCUACAGUGAGUGUUGUCCAAGGAAUAUUCAGCAAUAAUGGGCAUCUCACCCAGGAUCCAUACGACCUCCCAAAGAACAGUCACAUCCCUUGCCAUUAUGACCUGCUGCCAGUCCGAGACAGUUCCUCCUCCCCCAAGCGAGAGGACAGUGGCAGCAGCAGCAGCAUCAGCAGCGAAUGACACCAAAGGACGGCUCGGUAGCCGCUGGAACAGUUUCCAGAACUGCACUUCGGUUCUUCUCCAUCCUCAAGUUUGCCACCUUAGGUGAAUGUUAAUCUACUUGGUAGGCAACUGUCGGACAUGAACCAGAAAGCUCAAAGCUGAGGCUGACUGACCGUAGGUCCUCCUUAUACAGGUGGCUCAGAAGGAGAUAUCAAUGUGACUUCCUCUUCUUCUUAGUUUUAGAACUGCACUCGUGAAGCGCAAAUUCCUAUAAAAUCUGGGCUAAAAGCAUGAACGUGCAGAGGUCCUUGGGAGGGAGUCAUGGGGUGCGGUGGCCGUUGGCAGUAUGGUUUGAACGAUGACAAUUUCAAUAUUUUCUUUCUCAUUUGCAUUGCAGAGCUGUACCAAGGAUUGUGCAGUUUGUCGUAAAAUCUAGUGUGAAUCACUAAGCGUGUAGAAGAGAAGGGGCAUAUUAUCGAGUCCUUAUGUUUAUUUUUUUUCAGCUGGACUCAGAAUUAUAGGGAUAAUAUGAACCCAGGAAGAAAUGUUCUGUCAAGUGGCAUACCUGGAGAGACUUUGAGUAAACUCUAGAAUUGGUUAGCACAUUUAAAUAUGAAGACUUUAGACCUGUUUUAGGAUGAAGAAAUGAAAAAUUAGAAUUAUUUUAGAAAUAGUAUAAUUAUUUCAGGAAUCAGUAUACAGGUGUGGCUGGCAGAGGGUUGUCUUCUUCGACCCUUGGCCCACUUUUGAUCCAUGAGGUCAUUCUGAUCACUGUCCCCAUCGUACAUAUUCACCACUUAAGGUCCAUAACAUAUCAAUAAUUAUUUCAUAAAUAUGGAAAUGAAAUAGUUUUAUUUUUGAGAGACUGGAUUGAACAAGUGUAUAAUGAUUGGAAAAGGUUGUAAAUUUUAAGUGUAAGAAGAUGCUUCGGUUUUGUAAACCAUUAGUAACUCAUACUGUAAUAUAGAAUUAGUAGAAAGUUUUGAUUAAUUUUUCCUUAGAAGUGACUGGAAUAUUUUUGUGCAUAUUUGAGAAAAGGGCACUUUCCUUUUAUUAAUUGUUGAUUUAUGCUUAAGCUGGUCUUUUGCAUUGCUAAUAUGACAUGUACCCCAUUUUUCAUUAAUUUGUAUUUCCAUUUUUAAGUUGUAUAUUCUAUGUUUUGUAGUGCUUGGAUUGUUAAUGAAAAAAAUUAUAUUAUAUGUCCAUUGGUUCUUGUAUUAUUGCCACUUAUCUUUUUGCUUGAUAAAAAUGCAUUGUUCUUUUUUUCUUUUGGAGGGAGGAGACGUAAGUAUAUAAAUCAAACCUAUUAAAAAUCGGUCAUUACUUAAAUAGUAAAGUAACCAUAGAUGAAUGGCUUAUAAUUGAACUAGAGAAGCUUUUUAAUAUUCCAAAAUGGAGCUCCUUUUGAUCUGUGGGUUCUGAGUCUUGGCUAAGCCAGGGGGUUAGGGGAGGCAGGAGCUGUUGGUUAUUGAGCAAGUACUGGUCUUAAUGAAGACCUUCACUGGGAUGAUCCCACAACUGAUCAUCCAAACUGGGACACUUUUGAGUGUAAAUGAGGGCAUUAUUAAUAUUUAACCUGCAAUGGGCUUAAAUCUGGACUGUCCCAAGCAAACCAGAAUGGAUACUCAACCUGUGCACACCUGUCACGCAGUAACAUUUUUCAUUUCAAGGUGGUUGUCUCGAGAAUGCCAACCUGAUGCAAAAAAGCCAGCUUCUCUUUGACUUACCUGAGUAAGCAGAAGGGCUGAAAGGCUGCAUGAGGAAGCAACUUCAUGAGCGGAAACUGUGGCUGUGAAUCUUUAAAGACAGGAAACCCUAUAUGGUGUCUCAGUGAAUCAGUUGACAUAUAUGUAUUGUGCACCCAUUCUGCCGGUAAUAUACAUACAUAAGGCAUUGUCCCUGCCAGUUAUCAAGUUGCGGUAUCCAAUGAGUUCACAUCACACACCUGCCCCUGUGGUGGUGAUUUGAUCAGGGAGAUGAUAGAACAAACACACCUCGAACAUUCACUCCUUUGAUGGUUGUUUCUUAUUGAGAACCCCAAAGUUAAUUCAAGGACAUAUGAAAUUACCUGGAACACAUCUUAGAAACAAUUGAUUCAUUCCAACAGUUAUCCUUUCGCUGACCCUUGGCUCAGGGGGUGGGUAGGCAUCUAACUGAGACACUUGUGGGUCACUAGCCACGAAAAGUCCUUUCUGGUAAGAAAAAAAGUCUUUUUCCCCUUCUCGUUUAAGCAUCAUCUCUUUACUGUUCCAUGAUACAUUUGAGUCUCCCCAUAAUGUCCUCGAUAGAGUUAAAAAAAAAAAAUUUUUUUUUCUCAUUACACUACAAAAAAAACCCCAAAAAACAAAAACACUAAAACCCUGAAAGCUUCCUGUGCAAAGACAAGAGCAUCUCAAGCAGAAAGCCUGAGCAGCAGAUGUGGACUCCGAACGGGCACUGAUAUCGCUUCCUGUGCAUUCUCUCUGGUAGACCAGUUGCUCGGGAUUGAUGCUGUCCUGACACCACAUUUGUAUCAGAGGUGAGUUUUGCUCACCAGAGUUCACUCAAGAUUUUUCAAACACCAGAACCCAUAUAGCAUUUUGGAUAUUGUAAAAAUGACAUAGUGUAUUUGGAGAGGUACAGUUGAGAAGUCAAAGCUUCCUAGAUAUUUUGAUCUAGGUUUGGGUAAAGAGAGAACUUCAUUUGUCGAAAUGAAAAUUAAAAGACAAAAGGACCUGGCAAGUUUUUUUUCCCCCCUGAAAUUGCCACCUUUGGACCCUUCCAGAUAUAUCUAAUGUAAUUUAAUGGUGAGGUAAUUCUUUAUACACCGUGACUCUAUUCUCUUGACCUUUGAGCUCAUUCAUUGGGACCCUAAAAUUAAUUUCUUCCUCAUAUCCUACAGUGGUCAGAGCAGUGAAUGAGCUUGGCAAUACCAAGGAAAAGCCAUUCAUGUAGGAAUGUCAGCCAAACUCUUCUUUCCCUAGAGGAUGGUAUGUCAGAAAAUUUAUAAACUAUUUUUAUUUAUCUAUAAAUACAUCAAAAGUGGCCCAGCUAGGGCACCUGGGUGGCUCAGAUGGUUAAGCGUCUGCCUUCGGCUCAGGUCAUGAUCCCAGGGUCCUGGGAUCGAGUCCCACAUCGGGCUCCCUGCUCCUUGGGAGCCUGUUUCUCCCUCUGCUUCUCUCUAUCUCUCUCUCUCUGUCUCUCGUGAAUAAAUAAAUAAAAUCUUUAAAAAAAAAAAAAGUGGCCCAGCUAAUAGCUUAUGUACUUGCUGUAAUUUGGAGAAUAUGUUAUUUAUAGUGAAUUAUAUGAUAAGGAAUAUUUCAUAAUUAUUUACAAUGCUUGAUAUAAAUUCCUCUCACAUGCUACAGUCGUUAUGCCAAGAGAGCAUGUAAUAUGUUUAGCAUUAUCUCUAUGGUAAAUUAUAUUCACCAAUUUUAGGAAAGCCAAUGUAGAAUUUUGUAAGAUAGUUAUAACCUGUCCCAACCAAUUCUGUUAGCACAACCACUGUGUGCUGUGAGAAAUGCAAACCACCUUAUGAAAAUGUGGUCCAUCCAAAGAGCUACAGAAGUACUUCACAAUUAUUGGGGGGUUUUAAACCAUAAAUACUGAAAAAGUUGCACGGGAGCAUUACACUACUAACUCAUGUCAACAUUAGAAGUCCAGUUACCACUUAGAAUAAGAUGAAGUCAUAAAAAUUGCAUUUUAAGGUUAUGUUUUUUAAAAUAACAAAUCUCCUAUCUUCGGGUAAUGUCUUUAUUAUCCAACUCAGUAUUUAAUAGAUAUUUUGAUCUUAAAGGCUUUACGUCAUUGAAGUGUAUACAGAUGUGCCCGUGUGAGUCACAUGGUGUGGAUGAGUGCUUAUUUCUUCACUAAAGAUGUACGGCAAACGAGCCUUCUAGGGUCCUCUGACUAGUGGUGACCUAACACCAGGUCUGCUUGUUUUCAUUCAGUAUUUAAUCCAGGAUCCUUUUGAUAUGAGCAAAUUGCAACAUAUAUUUUUAAAAGGAAAAAAAAAACCAAAUACGUUAGAAUUUUCCUGAUUGUAGCAAAUACAAAAAUGCUUUCAGUGUGAAAAUAUCUCUAUUUUCCAAAGAUGGUAAACUUCGGUCAGUAUUAGCUUACAUUGUCAUUUAUAUCACCAAAUGAGGAUAGAUUAAUGCAAUAAACUUUCUAAUAAAAAAACCUUUAAAGUAGUGUUUAUUUCUAUGUCUGAUUCCAUUGUUAAUUAAUGAGAAGCGAAAACCUUAUGAUCUUACUGGAA